Tachysurus vachellii is the source of this 2404-nucleotide messenger RNA. RefSeq names its product centriolar satellite-associated tubulin polyglutamylase complex regulator 1 (gene cstpp1). Lineage: Eukaryota; Metazoa; Chordata; Actinopteri; Siluriformes; Bagridae. The transcript is spliced from 9 exons. The coding region runs from base 84 to 1064 and encodes 326 amino acids. The record is from RefSeq and is a predicted model, not a curated record.
CCCAAGUGACCACCCCACGUGGUCCUAUGGGUCACUAUACAUAGAUAUAUAUAGAUGUAUAUAUCUAUGGUCACUAUAGAGGUAUGAAAAUGAACACAGAUCGUUUUAAGGUCCCAGCAGAGGAGUACCUAACAGACACCAGCACUCUUUUCUAUCUGAAUGAUGCUGUGACUCAGCUGCUGGAGCACAGAGAGGAAUUCAUCCAGUUCGGCAUCGUGAGAUAUUUCGCAGAAUACUUCACCAGCGUGAAGAACGGAAACCAUGUUCUCUUCAGAGAAUUCAGCUACAUUAAAGGUACAGCACACAACCGAACUUCCUUCAUUCACAUCUUCUGGAAAUGCUUCAGACAGAUUGGAAAAAACAGAGAUUUGCUGACGAUGACGGAGUACACGUCACUUCUCCAGCUUAUAUGCCCAGACUUUCCUGCUGAAAUGGUGCAGAACACGGCCAAGAUUGUCCUGAUGGAGGACGCUAUGGACUGCCCCAUGUCUCUCUCUGAUUUUAUCUACGCUUUCCAAAUCCAGUUUUACUAUGAAGAGUUCCUAGAGAGUGUGUUGGUGAUUUAUGAGGACUUGCUUGAGGGAAAGAACCCGAACACCGUCAUCGUCCCGACCUCGACGUCAGCCGAAACGAUAUCCAGCGAGGAGACGGACACACAGGAGGGCGUGGACUCCUCCGUCCUGCUCGAGUGUAUCGAGGGACUGUGUGAACGCUUUAAACACAAACAUCCCCCUCUCUCUGCCAUUAAGGAGGUUCUGGAGAGCAGCACGCGAGUCUCUUACUACAGCUUCCUGAUGGCUUUGUCCAAACAUGAGGGAAUCGAUCAGGAAAUCGGUGCUCUUCCGAACAGAUCAGACCUGCUCAUCGACCCUGAGAUGGAUCAGGAGUUAGAGAGGCUUGUAGCUCAGGUGGCUAUCAGUCCAACAUCGAACAGCAGCGGCAGUGCACAAGGGCUGAAGGAUCCGUGCAGGAAACCAUCGCCGCGUAAAUCCCUACAGCAGCGCAAGAGGAUCGAGAUGGAGAGCGACGGCUCCAACGAGGAAACCGACUCCUCUGAGAAUUAAGACGCCUUCGUUUUGCCUUCGCUUUAUCUAGGGAUAGGGAUAGAUAUAUUAUUUUAAAUUAAGUUCAUCUUUUUUAAAUUAAAUUAAAUUUUAAAUGAAAUUAAUUUAAAUUAAAUUCACUUAUUUAUUUUUAUUCUUAUUUUUUUUCUUCUUGUUAUUAUUAAUAUAUAUAUAUUUAUUUUUCUCUCUCUUCUGUUUCCAUACUUCCGUAAAGCUGCUUUGAGGCAAUGGGAAAUUUGUUAAAAGCGCUAUACAAAUAAAUUGAACUGAAUUGAAUUGAAUUAUCUAAACACCAAAACCUCUGAUUGUUUGCACCGUAUCCGACUUUGCCAAAUCAUUCGGCAGAAACGUCUCUGAAAAUUAAGCAGAUCUACAUAACAGUGCGUUCCAAUGUUGUGUGCUUUGUUUAAACGUAAUUAUUGUACAUUUUCUCUAUACAUGUAGAAAUACAACCUGUGUCCUUGAGUUGUAUUUUUGUUUUUCUUAAUAUUUGAAUUCAAAUAUUCUUAUUUGAUCCACAUAAGCAGUGAUAAGCAGUCUUUAGGAAUCGUCAGUGAUUUUUUUUUUCAGCACUCUACAUUUACAGUUAUUUACUGGGCUUUUGAACAAAAUGUAGACGUGAAAUAAAAAAGCUGCAUAGUUGAGCAUUAAAGGCCUUCCUUAAAAAAAUAGUAGUUUGGCCAAAACCACAGUUUUGACCAGAUAUAAAGCCAUCCAAAAGUACAUAAUUAAUUUUGUAGCCUCACUUCAUCUCUGUAUAACUAUUUCUUCUGUCAUCUCCAAAACAAUUGGCACCCUUCAUAAAGAUCGGCUCAAAAACAUUAAUAAUUAAAAUUCUUUUCAAAAUGAAAUUAAUUCAUUUAAAAAGUUGAAUAAUUCUGAACCUGAUGCCAAUAUUUAAAUAUUUAUACUUGAAAAAUAUUAUAAUCCCAAUCACUUCUUAGAUUUUAAGCCACACGCUUAUCUGAGUCUGAUAUCAAACCUAUACUGAAAGUGGUUACGGUGUCAAGAUACUAUAUAUUAUUUAUUUUAUUUUCAUUUUAUUUUAUUUGACUUAACUCCCUACAAGCAGUUUGUCAUGGGUUUGAAGCACAGUUUUAGCAAUUUGCUUUAUUUUUUAAAAACAUUUGUUGCUUAUUCAAGUUCACUUAUACAGUAUGUUUUUAUUGUUUGAUUAGUUCUGCAAUAUCCUUUUGUAUAUUUUAGAGAAAAUGAACAUGUCUAGUUGCUAUAAAAUGCGGUUUGGGUAUAUGAAGUAUGUAAUAACUAAUGAAUAACUAAUGAUAACUAAUGAAGUAUGUAAUAACUAAUGAUAACUAAUGAUAACUAAUGAAGUAUGU